AACCAGAACAUCACGGAUUCCUCUGGCGCCGUAAAAAUCACAUCAUCCCAUUUUGAAGAGACUGAGGGACCGAGAGGACGACCUGUUGAAGAUUUCAAAGCAAAACAGUUUCUGACAUGCACUUUGAUAAAUCGCCGAAAGAGAAGCCGUGUUGCACUCUGCCCACAGUCAAGAAACUCCUGGAGGAGAAGAGAAGGCGUGAGACGUCGUCUGUGCUCCCCUCCUGCUCUGCAGCCAGCACAAGCCCUGCUCCUUCAGCUACUGUCACACAGUUGUCCUCAGCAGAACCAUUUACCUGUACAGGUGCAUCAAGCAGCUACUCAGACAUGGCAGUGAGCUUUGAGCAGUGGUCCCCAGCACCAGAGUCUACACUCAGUUACUACCCCAAUCAUCCAGGAUCCAGCUAUGCUGCAGCUUACAGCCACCCAAUGACAUCUGAAUAUGCCACACAGCAGCAUGACCCAGGAUAUGGAGACACAGUGUCUCAGACAUUUGAGGGCUCGAUGACGGUCAAUGAUCCCAACAUGGUAUCGCCUUGGUCAUUUCUGGGUCCCAGUCAGGCUGCACAGCUGAGUUUUGGUUCGUCGUUGGACGCCAACAAGCUGGAGGAGGCCAGGAUGCUGCUCAACGGGAUGGACUACAGCAGAGCCACUGGGCAAGAUGAAGACGGAGACACCAUCCUGCACAUCUACACUGCCAAGGGGCUCAGGGAGUGUGCCUAUGCUGCUGCAGAGAGGCUGAGGGAUGUAGACAGGCUUGAUGCCAAAGAACACAAGGGAAAGACUGCUUUACUGGUGGCGGUGACAGCAAACCAGCCGGAGAUUGUGCAAGAUCUGCUGUCGUUUGGAGCGGACAUCAAUGCCUGUGAUGUUAAAGGACAGACUGCCCUUCAUCUGGCUGCCCACUAUGGCUUACCUGGAGUGUUGCAGGCAAUUCUGUCAAGCAGGCCGGCUGUCAACCUGGAGGCUCGCAACUUUGAGGGUAUGACUCCUCUGCACUGUGCAGCCAUUUCCCACAGUGUCACCAUAAAGGCGCUGUCCAGCAGUGGGAUGCAAGAUAUUAAUCUUCGGACCAAGGCUAUGGAGAAGCUCUCCUGUGUGGAGAUGCUUCUCAGCGCGGGGGCGUCCCUACUCAGUCAGGAAAUCAAAAGUAACAAGACCGUGCUGCACUUGGCAGUAAAGGAGGGGAACAUUGAUCUGGUGACCUAUCUGCUGAGGAUUCCCCUGCCCAACAUGAAAGACUUUGUCAACUUGAAAGCGCAUGGUCACACAGCUUUACACAUGGCAGCUGGUCUCCAUGGUAACCCCCACCAGGAGGAGAUCCUGCAGCUGCUGCUGCGCAAAGGAGCUGAUCCCAGUAUCCGCAACCUGGAGAACGACCAGCCAGCUCACCUGCUGCAGAGCGGCCUCCAGGGAGAGCAGCUCAAGCUCAUGCUGAAGAAACGGAGCGCUUCCUCUCGGCGACGUGUCGUGUCCUUGCAGGACCAGGAAUGAUUUUAAAAAUCCCCAUUUGUAAUCCCCAUUUGGAGGGAAAGAAUCUGUCUUAAGAUGUUGCCUCUGUUAAGAAGGGGAUUUACAGUUUAUUGUUAUGUUGCUUUGGGAGUCUCUGGCCCUAAAUAUUGUUAACAAACUACUUUGGCAUAUUAAUCUCUAGAUAUAAUUCACAUUGGAUUAGACAAAUGAUGCUUUAAUGCACAAAGCUUAAAUUACCUGUGAUUUAGUGUCUGUAAAAAAAGCUUUAUUUAUUUUAAUAUGCACAGGGUGAAGUAUUCAUGUGUAGGCGAAGCAUUUCAUUCCAAAAUGUGAUCACCUCCAUUGGACCUUUUCACAAAUUAGCACUCAGAUCUCAAAUUCUGACUAUUAGAGGCAUUUUAAUUUUUGUCAGAAUGGAUAUUUAACAUUUUUAGAUGAGAGCCUUUAAAGCUGUAGUUGCUAACUUUAAUAAAAUAACUUUUAACCACAUUUGCUGAAACUGUCACUAUAUCUGCACAGUAGUUCACAAAACAGACAAUAAUGGCAUUUACUAGAAUCUACCUCAGCUGAAGGAAAUUGUACUGUUUAGCUGUAAAAUGAGAAACCUUGCUCCGGCUCUCAUGUUACAGCUAAAGAGUACACUAAAAUUUGUUUCUGAGAACAUUUGAGGUGAGUAAUAGGCUUUGCAGAGACAGAAUCUUGAUCCAUAUUUUAUCCACACUGCAUAGUUUGACAGUUUGACCAAAGUUCCCGUGCAGGGAUUGACAGCUGUGUUAGAGACUCCUCGGUUUUUCAUUAAUGAAUGUGUGGUAUAAGGAGGCAGAUGAAUUUGAUUUUUUUCCACAGAUCAUCUGACUCAUGUACAACUGUGUGGAUAUAGUGACUCUUGAGCAGACAUGAUAAAAGUUUUCUUACCACAUUUACCAGCUACAGCUCUAAACAAACUGAAAAAAAGAGCAUUAGUUAUCUUUAAACAGCAGAAGGUAUAGAUGUCGCUGCGGAAGGUGGAGUAGUAUUCAUCUUCGUAAUGGGCCACACUCCCAGUUUAAUGUUGAUUUCUGUGAAAUCGUUUGUAUGACCUCCAGGACAAUGUCCCUGAAACCCCUCUGACUCUCUUGUCAAAACCCCCAUCAUACUAAGUUAUCAUAUUGAUACACUGAGUGAUGGUUUUGAUUUCAGUCAGCAUGUGUGCUUAUGUUAAGAAUGCGUGUGUUAACGAAAACAAAAACAAAAAACUGAAUCACAUAAGUUAACUUUCUCUCUGUAUGCAUCAUACUUACAUGGGUAACAUCAAGUACAAUUUUUCUUUGUGGAAAAAGCGACUUGACAGUGUGUAAAGCUAUUAUGUACUUGAAACUUGAUUGUGACAAAGAAUGUGUUUAUCACAGAGACAUUACGUGAGUAGGUGCGGUGACAAAUUGUCUGAGUAACUGUACAUUUUAGUCAUGAGUCAUGAAUAAAAGUACAAUAACACUGUAUUCAAAGUUCCAUCUGCAUGUUUUGAUGUUCAGGACAUCCUUUAAACAGUCACAUUUAACAUUUGGCCACAGAAAUUACCAUGAUGGAAAACAUACCAUCCCACCAGAAAGUGAUGGUGUAAAGAAUUUUUAUUUUUCAAGCCCAUUUUCCACCAUCACAAUGAAUGUUAGUCACAAAGGUCUGAAGUAAGGUCUGAGUUGUGUGUCACAUAUGUGUCAUCUCUGUUGAAUUCCCAUAAAGCACAAAAGAAAGAUCAAUCUCAGGAGCAAAUGACAUAUUGUCUUAUUUCUACAUUACAUUUAUGUCACUUUAAGAUAUAUAUAACGUUAAGAACAAGUUCAUUAUAAACUGAUAAAACCACGUUGAGUAGACAAGACCUUUAUUUGAAACAGUGGCCUCAUUUUUCAGCUUUACAGGUAAUACAUUUUAAUUUGUAAUACCAUUGCCUUUGAAUUUAAUAGAAGAAAUUACUGCUAAUAAAACAAAUACACAUUUCAUCUAUUGUAAUAUCGAUCAAAGCAUUUUCAAAAUGAAAUACUUUGCUAAACAUUGUCUUAUAUUUUAUUGUAGCCACUUCUUUUUUGCCUAUUCUGAUCAGUGUCUUCAUCAUUUUGUCAUGCUGAAUAAACAAGAUACCAACAAAAAAAAAUUAAGAAAGAUAAAGGCAGAAGAUAACUGUUACAAUUGAUCAUUGCAUGCGUUUUUUUGUUUUGACUUGGAGAUGUACUCUAUAAAUAUUUAAUCAUGCUAUUAAUUUUAUUGCUCUACAUGAGUACAAUGUAAGAGAACGAUUGUUGCUUUUUUAAAAUUAAAAGUACCUCAUCAAGUCUCAUGUUUGAGUGUUUUUCCUUUUUUUUCCCACUUCUUUUAUUCCCACUCAAUUUGGAGCCAUCUUUAGAUACAUACACAGUACAUUGCUAUUAUUGUAAGACUCUCUACAGAAUUCAGUGGGAGGCUCAAUGAAACCAGGUCAGGAUGCGUUGGAAAACCCUGUAUAUUGAUCAUCCAG
Epinephelus fuscoguttatus (brown-marbled grouper) is the source of this 3960-nucleotide messenger RNA. RefSeq names its product NF-kappa-B inhibitor delta (gene nfkbid). Gene Ontology annotation, molecular function: protein binding. Lineage: Eukaryota; Metazoa; Chordata; Actinopteri; Perciformes; Serranidae. The record is from RefSeq and is a predicted model, not a curated record. Gene Ontology annotation, biological process: regulation of gene expression. Gene Ontology annotation, cellular component: nucleus. Bases 117 to 1493 code for a protein of 458 amino acids. The transcript has 12 exons.